UUUUAUUAAUAAUUAAGAGAGGAAACACUAUACAUAAAUAACAUCACCUAGAUUUCAAAGUUUGCUAAAUGUUCGGGACAGUCACUCUGAACAUAAAGCUUAUUGUUUUUACAUUAAGCUCCAAAUUAAAAUAAAAAAGCAAGGAAUUGCUUCUAUAUUGGGUUAAGUAGUGAUUAUCCUCCGAUUUAUCUAUAAUACAUAGACAGACGGAUUCAUAAGUGGUAGAACAAAAGGUCUAGAGUCUGUUGGUUAGUUUGUCUUGGUCUGCAGCUGGUAAUAAUACCUGUCAGGCAUGCAGCAGCUCAGUGUAAUGAUAACACCAAGUGUAGAGUUACCAGCCCGAUUCUGCAGCAGUGUUGCUGAGCAACAUCAGAUAACUUUAAAGACUAGCCCAGAUCAAGUUAGCCACCUGUUCUCAGAUCUGGUUUUCAUUUGGCAGCUUCAGCACCCCGGAUAGAGACUGGGCCCAGUAAACAGCUCAGUCAGGGUCGACAAUUAGUUUUAUGUGCUUGUUUUCUUGGAGGAGUCAGAAUGACUUGAAAUAAGGAGAGAAGAUGCACACAAAUUGAGCAACAUAAGAGCAGGUCUGUAAGCAUGUCAGAGUCCUUUUAGAGGAAUGUUCAGGAAGCUCAAUAAUGCGUUCCGACCCAACCAUCAUCGAACCAGAGGCCGGGAUGACGUUAGGCUUCAGGACAACUAUCACAACGCCUGCACGGUCCGACUGGUCCGCAGCACCUCGAUGCUGGUGGUGGGGGAGAAAAGUCACUCCUCCGAAGGGUCAACUCUGAAACGGAGCAAGAGCAGUGUGAGCAUCGAGUCGACUCUGUACUAUUAUCAAAGACAAGAGGACAGGAUUUGGCUGUACUCACAGAACCAGAACUGUCUGGAGUACCUGGAGGCACUGGUGGCUUUGAGGAGGCAGUAUACUAAGAGUGUUAGUGACCUGAAGAGCAAUGAUGCCAGGGCUGAAAUAUUUCCAAAGAAGAAACCCGCACCUUCACCUCCAAAGCUGGAGGAGCCGAUAUCAGGAGCCAAACCAUCAAGACCUUCAGUCUCCACAGAGGAGGAUACUCUGCAGUUCUUUGACGAGGUUAUCGCCAGCUGUGACAGCGAACUUCUGCGUAAACCCUACAGGGACAAUGGCCACGCAGAUGUGGACUUCAUAGUGGCCUCCAGCUCAGCUGAGCACGACCUCCACUCCAACUGGGUGUUGAGGGUUCCGCGGGUCACAGACAACUCCGAACACAAAGCGGUUCCCAACUGUGCCAAUGAAAGAGCCUCAAAGAAGAAGAAGGACCAGGUCGGUUCCACAAGCAGCAGACUACGACUUCAGAGGAACCCGAUCCACCUGCCCAAAGUGGUGGCCAGUGCCUUCCAGACGCUGCGCUUUAAGCCCAAAUUAAAAAAGCAGUGAAGCUUAAAUAGACAUUUGAAACCAGCCGCACUGCCAGACUGUUACUAGACUGUUACACACCAACACUACAGCAUUUUACAGUGGCUCGCAAAAGUAUUCAUACUCCUUGAACUUUUUCACGUUUUGUCCCAUUAAAACCGCAAACUUCGAUGUAUUUUAGAUUUUAUCUGGCAGCAUAAAGUAGUGCAUAAUUAUGAAAUGGAAGGAAAAUUGAUUCAUAAAUUCCUGAACUUUAUAAUAAUAAUAAUAAAUAAAUUUUAGGGGCCCUGACUUAUCCCCCUUUAACCUGAUAUUUCUAAGUAAAAUCCAAAAACAAUAGCCCAAGCUAUGAACAUGGCAAAACGUACGACACUACUGCAAACCCACCAAGACAUGGCUGUCUACCUAAACUGCCAGGCUGGGCCAAAAGAGCAUUAAUAAGAGUUGCAGCCAAGAAGACCAUGAUAACUCUGGAGAGAUCCAAAGCUCAAAUGUAAGAGACUGUUGAAGACAACUAGUAAUCUUACACCACAAAUCUGGCCAUUAUGGAAGAAGAGUGGUAAGGAGAGACCCAUUGUUGAAAGAGUUCUAUUUUCAGUUUGCUAUAAACUAUUUAGGAGACACAAACAUGUGGAAGAAGGUGCUCUGUUCAGAUGAGAUCAAAACUGAACUUCUUGGCCUAGAUGCAAAACGCAAAGAGCAAAAGAAAACAAAAAACGUCUACUGCACAUGACCCUGAAUCUGCGUUGUGAAACAUGGUGUGGCAACAUCAUGUUGUGGAGAUGCUUUUCUUUAGCUGGGACAAGCUCAGCCAGUAGGCAAUAAUUGAGUGAUUUACAGAAAUAAAGUUGAAAAUUGAUGUCCACAGAUAUUGUCCAUCCAAUUUGAAUGAGCCUUAGCUGGUUUUGCAAAGCCGAAUAGGAAGAAAUGACAGGCUUUAGAUGUGCAACGCUGAUGGAGACAUGUCCUGAAAGACAUGCAGCUGUAAUUGUAGUGGAAAGUAGUUCAACAGAGAAUCGACUGGAGUGGUUGAAACAAAUGUAUAUCAGACUUUUUACAUUUAUAUGUGAUGUAUCUGAUAUUUCACCAAAAAUCUAAAGAAAACACAUUAACAUUUGUGGUUUUAGAAAACUGGGUGCAGACACAUUUUCGUGGUAAUAAGUGUGUACAACAAAAUAAACACUGAAUCUUCCCCAAGUUAUAAAUGGGACACCUUACUUAACAUAAACCUGAAACUGAAGCUGUAAAUAAGAUUUUUUUAUAUCUUGCUGUAUGAAUGUUUCACAACAGUUUAACCUUCUACUGUCUGUAAUAUCAGAUGUACUAUAGAGCACGAAAAUAAGGGAUGGUUCUGCAGUGGUCUAACUUAAAAUUUUUAAAAAGGUCUCAGUUUCUUCUGACAUCUCGAGAUCACGUUGGCCAAAAGGUUAAUAGAAUUUCUUUCAAAAAGCCUUUUGAACUGAACUGAGUAAGAUUGAUGUUUAAUACUGUGGCGGAUGUGGAGGUUUGGCUGAUUACAGUUUAAAGUCCAGACCUGAGACUUUCUGCUUCUUUGAGGUAUCAAAAGCAAUUUUUGAAAAGCAACGACUCCUUUCAAGUUCAGUGUCAGAGACUGCUACAUAAAUUAAUGUUUUGUUUGAGAGGUGGACCCAGCGAGGCCAAGUUCAAGGCCCCCUGGCUAUGAGAAAAGCUUUAAACCACCUCGACCUUAGAGUAAUAAUCCAUGCUAAAGGUAUACAGGUCUCACACAAGAAGGGUGAAAGAAUAAAUCUGAAAAGCUUAAAUACUAUCCAGAGUUAUUGACUUAUCUGGUUCUUUUUAACUAUGUUCUCACAUACUUGUCUUUCACUCUUCUGAUACAUUUAUAACAGAAAGAAUAGGUUAGAUUCAAUUUUCAAAACUCAA
This is a messenger RNA of Girardinichthys multiradiatus, 3298 nucleotides long. RefSeq lists its product as uncharacterized. The coding region runs from base 617 to 1414 and encodes 265 amino acids. Lineage: Eukaryota; Metazoa; Chordata; Actinopteri; Cyprinodontiformes; Goodeidae. The transcript is spliced from 3 exons. The record is from RefSeq and is a predicted model, not a curated record.